AUGCGCCCAGCUUUGCUGCGGCUGUUGAAGCGGCCUUCAACUCUCUCGUUGCUCAACGAGCUCAACUCUUCGGCCGCAGGAAUUGAACAGCUCAGCGUCACCGAGCAAUGCACGACUUGCCGACUUCCUUGGAAAAAUGCAACACAAUAUAGGGCCACCAGCUCUGCAACGAAGCACUCUGCCACGCCAGCGAAGCUCCAUUUUCAUGAUAUCAUCCGUCCUGAUCUCGACCAUACAGCCCCACGGCACGCACCUGAAGCGCAGUAUCAAAUAACAACUGAGGAGGAUCGAAAAUUACAAUUGUCCAUAGAUGGAGAAAUGUUAGAAUACGAGUCUGACUUUGGUCAUCAGAACACAAUUGGCAGCCGACUGUUGGACGAUCCAAGAAGAAGCCGAGAUUUCAGAUUAUGGAAGGAGGUUCUUCGCUAUCGGAAGCGGCAUUAUGGAGACCAAGGGGUUAUUGAUAUACACAACGGUCUCGUCUCUAGAAUUAAAAGCGUUCAAUUACCUCAUGAAGGGGAUGAUGCGGAUUUCUUCUGGCAGACUUUUAUCGACGUCGGACUGAGGAACAAGCAGUUCUUGGAUGACUUGACAAGCUAUUCCGAAAAAAUAUUGUCUAUCACAGGAAAACACUGGAAUGCUUUUUAUCCGAGCAUUGUUGGAGGCUUUUUAGCACGGGGAUUUCCUGUCGAGGCCGUAGCUUGGCAUCGCAAACUGCAACCAUUUCACCUAAGCCACGCCAAUGACAUUGUUCUACUUCUGGAUGCCGCCUUAUCGUGUGAGCCUCAACAACCACCCGCCGGGGAUUCAUUUUCUGCAGAAGUCAAGACCUUGGGAUUCCGCCAUGGCUUGAGGGCCUUUGGCGAGAUUUGUCUUGCAACACCGGGCCACAGAAUCUUUGAGCCCCUGAUUAAUACCCUGUUGAGUCGCGGCUACCUCUUGGAUGCCUUAUACAUGAGUGAAUUUCUCAUUAAACAAGGUGAUCUGCCUUCUGAUGCUACGUUAAUUGAACAACUACUGCUUUCUGCCAAUAAUGAGCAAGAUAAUUUCUCCAGAAGAACAAGGGCUAAAAUUCGACAAAUCAGGGCAGAACUUGAGGGUUUACGAGAUAAACUUCCCCCCUCAAGCGACGAUUCGGAAGAAGUUCCUUCUAUUCCUGCUACGGAAGAGCAUAAACAGGCACCAGAACAGCCCAAUGAAACUGCUUGGGUUAAGGAAAAAACUUUCCGAGAUGAAUUCGGAGCGCGUCUUUUUGCGACCAAAGCUCUUUCCGUAGACACUAUUACAAAUGGUCUGCAGAUGUUCGGGGUUACGUCUAUUGGGCCACUAUCUCUCAAGGAAAUGGCGGUCAGAGCAGAAGGGCCAAAAGACAUUUUGGAGAAAAUAAAGACAUUGCGCGGUGCAGGUGUCACCAUACGAGACUGCACAUUUUCGAGGGUUCUCGAGAAACUCGCGGCUGACAAUAAAGAUAUCGUUUUGGAAGACUUUCUUCACAGUGAUCAACACCCUGAUGUACUCGAAGAUGUCACUUUACAGGAGGAGUUUUUGUGCUCCUAUAUGAUCGCCCGGGACUGGCGCCUCUAUAACAUGACCAAGGCGAUUCUUAGCGAUAUAGCCAAGGAUGACUUGGACAACAUACAAUUCCGCGCCCUGAUAGCGGCGGGCCAGUGGUCAAGUGCUGCUACUGUUGUGGAUAAAAUAUUUCUCGAUGGCAACGUGAUUUCGACAUUUAGCAUCAGCUACAUGAUGAAAUGCUUCCUCCUCCCUCGGAUCAAGGGCAAACAUCCGACAUACGCCGUAGAUCGUGACGUGGAUGAGGUGUAUUAUGCGGAGCGGAUUUUGAAAAUAGCCUUCAAAAUGCAAACGAGCUUUAACCCUAAGUACUGGGUCGAACUCCUGAUACGUUUAGGCACUCACAGGCAUGACCAGUGGGAAAGAAUUCGCAACCUGUGUCUCUGGCUUGCAUACCACUAUGGCGCAAAGGACUCGCCAAUCCUCCAAAGCAUUUCCAGGUCCAACGGAGUUGAGGGGGAUGUACUUCUCGCCCAACGCCGAAAAGACUCUCCGCGCAUCUUCAACCCGCGCCUACAGAUGGCUCUAGUCUCAUGGGGUUUCAAGCUGAACCUCUGGGAUCUGAAAGACCAGGACAUGUCUGAUGGUCACAGUGACACUGUUCUCCGCUGGGUUCGGGGACUAAUUCUCUUGCGAGACCUAGACCGCAUGGGCGUUCAAAUGCACAGCAGCUUCAUACGCCAGGCAUGCCGUGAACGCCUGCAGAUUCUCUACGGCCAGGAGCGAUACUCGGACCGGUCGUGGAACCGCACCUUUCGGCAACACAACCCAUUUAAACUAUCUCGGGUUCUGGGCGACAUGCUAAAGAUUUGGCCAACACUCCUUAAAGAAGAGGAAAGAAACGACAUUCACAAGUUCAUUGACCGGCCCCUGACAGCAUUUCAAGCUCGGAAACUCACUAGCAAGCAUGAGUAUGAGUGGUUCGAGCAGUGGCGCAAUAAGUGA
Molecule: messenger RNA, 2517 nt
Organism: Talaromyces rugulosus
Lineage: Eukaryota; Fungi; Ascomycota; Eurotiomycetes; Eurotiales; Trichocomaceae
Exons: 1
Coding region: 1-2517 (838 amino acids)
Source: RefSeq, a predicted model, not a curated record